Messenger RNA from Anguilla anguilla (European eel), 1511 nucleotides. It is a transcript of the gene dnajb5, whose product is annotated as DnaJ heat shock protein family (Hsp40) member B5. Gene Ontology annotation, biological process: negative regulation of transcription by RNA polymerase II. Gene Ontology annotation, cellular component: cytosol. Gene Ontology annotation, molecular function: protein-folding chaperone binding. Lineage: Eukaryota; Metazoa; Chordata; Actinopteri; Anguilliformes; Anguillidae. The record is from RefSeq and is a predicted model, not a curated record.
UCCCAGAGUUUUAUAUAAAAUACGGCUGCACACAUAGAUUUGCUUAACUUGAAACAUGGUGUUGAUUUGGACUCAGUUUGGUUUGAAACACAAAAACCUUAAGUGUAAGGUUCGGGUUAUACACAGCAAUGACAGCUGGAUAAUGGGGCAAGCACGAGUGGUCCCGGAAGUGCACUGUCUGUCCAUCACGGCCAUGGGGAAGGACUACUAUAAGAUCUUGGGGAUCCAGUCAGGCUCCAACGAGGAUGAGAUCAAAAAGGCCUACAGGAAAAUGGCCCUCAAGUUCCACCCCGACAAAAACAAGGACCCCAACGCCGAGGAGAAGUUCAAGGAGAUCGCGGAGGCGUACGAGGUGCUGAGUGACCCAAAGAAGAGGGUGAUAUACGACCAGUAUGGCGAGGAGGGUCUGAAAACUGGUGGAGGGGGAACCACCGGAGGGCAGGGAAACACCUACCACUACACUUUCCAUGGGGACCCUCACGCCACCUUCGCCUCCUUCUUCGGGGGCUCCAACCCUUUCGACAUGUUCUUCGGCCACAGCCGCUCCCGAGGGACCACCAACGGCUUUGGGGACCACGGGGACCACGACAUGGACAUCGACCUGGACGGCGACGACGACCCCUUCAGCCCCUUCGCCCGCUUCGGCUUCAACGCCAUCAACGGGUUCCACCACGGCGGGGCGGGGGGCCGCCGGCUGCACUCGGAGGCCCAGCGCAGCCGGCGCAAGGUCCAGGACCCGCCGGUGGUGCACGAGCUGCGCGUCUCCCUGGAGGAGAUCUUCCACGGCUGCACCAAGCGCAUGAAGAUCACCCGCCGGAGGGUCAACCCCGACGGCAGGACCCUGCGCACCGAAGACAAGAUCCUCAACAUCGUCAUCAAGAGGGGCUGGAAGGAGGGAACCAAGAUCACCUUCCCCAAGGAGGGCGACGAGACGCCGGAGAACAUCCCCGCCGACAUCGCCUUCGUGCUCAAGGACAAAGGACACCCGCACUUCAAGAGGGAUGGCGCCAACAUCAUCUACACUGCUAGGAUCAGUCUUAAAGAGGCUCUCUGUGGCUGCACAGUGAACAUUCCCACCAUGGACAACCGAGUGAUACCGCUUCCCUGCGGGGAGGUCGUCAAGCCGGGCACAGUCAAGAGACUGAGAGGGGAGGGGCUCCCCUACCCAAAGACCCCCUCCCAGCGCGGUGACUUGAUAGUGGAGUUCCAGGUGCGCUUCCCCGACAGGAUACCCCCACAGUCCAGGGAAAUCAUCAAACAGCACCUGCCCGUGUCGUAGGACUGCCAGCGGACUGAAACCCUGGGAUUUCUCUCCCUCUCUCUCUCUCUCUCUCUCUUUUUUAUCAUGCUAAUUUUCUGGAUGCCAAUAUUUAAUCAGAAUUAUAAAGGAAAAUAAAGUGCCACAAGAGUUUUGUUUUAUUAUCUUUCAUGUAAAGAUGUUCCUUUUUUUACACACGCGAGGAAGUGCGGACGUGUGGACUGGUCUCUGUGGACGGACUCUCGGGGCUGGG